Molecule: messenger RNA, 2319 nt
Organism: Cryptomeria japonica (Japanese cedar)
Lineage: Eukaryota; Viridiplantae; Streptophyta; Pinopsida; Cupressales; Cupressaceae
Product: probable inactive poly [ADP-ribose] polymerase SRO2
Exons: 5
Coding region: 336-1991 (551 amino acids)
Molecular function (GO): NAD+ poly-ADP-ribosyltransferase activity
Source: RefSeq, a predicted model, not a curated record
CCGCUGGAUACUCUGUGCCCUAAUCCAGCUCAACGAUAAAAUCAGAACUCAUUUUCUUACUUGCCCGGCAAGCAAACUUAUGGAAACGUAAGCCGCCAAGAAAACGGCACCGAAUGUGAUGGGCGGCCGUGGUUAUUCUUAAAUACAAACUGGGUCUAUAUCUGAGACUUGUUUGAACGAUCCUGUUGCGUGGUAGUACACAGAAUAUUGUUGUUGUGCCGGUUUUUUUGGGCUUUGGAGCUUUGAAUCUCAGCGGUUUAUAUUUCAGUUUUCAUUUCAAUGUUGUAAAUUUUUUAUAGAAUAGAAGGAAAAAUAAUUCUUUGCUCCGCUUUAAAAUGGAUGCCAAAGGACAGCUUCUGUCUCCAUCAUUCCUCGACAAAGCAAAAUUGAAGCGAAAGAGGGCUGUAAUCUCUUAUGUGAAUGCUAACAAGCGGUCAUUGGUGUCCCCAACAAAGAGGGCCAAAAUCCCCGGCGGAUUUGUUAGCUGUUGCUCCGACGGAAUGGCCGUUGUGGAAAAUUAUAGUAAGUUUAAAAAAAGCGGCGUUCCGGCCCGUGUUAUGUAUUUCUGCGAGGGCGACUGGAUGGAUUUCCCGUCUGAAAUUGCUGUGCUCGUCAAGCAGGCUUUGCAAGAUGAUAAGACAGCAGUGGAGGUCGCCGUUGACGGGGUUUCGUGCCUUUUGGAUUUUCUGCAUAUGCUACAGAUUGAUCUGAAAUCGGGCGCGCAGAGAUCCAUUGCCUGGAUAGACGUUGAUGGAAAAUGUUUCUUCCCCAGGAUUGUCUGUCACGGGAUGGGAGAAUUGAGUUCUCUGUCUGUUGACCUCAGAUUCCAUGGCGCCGGUCGAUCGGGAGUCGAAAAUUGUAAAGUAGUUACUGAAGAUCCGAAAUCUGUCAAAGCGGAUCAGGGUUCUAGUGAUUCCGAUGUGUCUGACUCUGAAUCAUGCCCGACUUCAGCUAGGGUUUGCGCUGCAAAUGAGGCUUUUGAGGGCGCGGGAGAUAAUUUGAUUAAGCUGGACGAUGAUGACCGAGAGUUUCUUGAUGUGCGAAACAAGUUUUUGGCCGGUCUUAAAACGCUUGCCACUUUUACAAGCGUUAUAGGAAUUUAUCGGAACUCGCAUCGCAGUGUUGCGGGGCGAUCCCGAUUACAUGCAUUUCAGCGGUACGUGGAUAUGAUUACCAGAAAAAAUGGGGGUAAUGGAAAUAUCCAGUAUGCCUGGCACGGAACCUCCAUGGAUGGCGUCUGUGGAAUAAUAAAGCAUGGUUUUGGGCAGCCUAUGAUCCCGAAACAUGGUGCAGUUCUUGGUAGAGGAGUCUACCUUGCACCUGCAAAUUGCUCGUAUGUUAGUGCAGUUUACUCUGAUAUUGACGAAAAUGGCGAACAACACAUGGUGUUGUGUCGCGUAAUAUUGGGGAACACGGAGGUGGUGGGACCUGGCUCACGGCAAUGUCAUCCUAGUAGUGAAGAUUUCGAUACUGGCAUAGAUGAUCUUACUAAUCCAAGGCGUUGCAUCGUCUGGAGUACACACAUGAACACGCAUAUAUUGCCAGAAUAUGUUGUUAGAUUUAAUGUUUCUCCGCAUUUACAUAAGUAUUGGUCUAGAUUUAAAGCAAGACAACAUGCGAGAUCAAUGCUUGAGACUGAUGGAGGUAGGCAGUCUUAUCCUGCCUUGGAUAAGAAAUUAGAGCACCCUUGUCCUGCUUUAGUAAAGGAAUCAGGACAAAAUAUGCAGGAGCAUCUCCUGAUGCCAACUUCUGCUCGGAUGUCAUUUCCAAGGGUGUUUAACGUCCUUGAAAAAUUCCUAUCUUCGUCAAGUAUCAGUUUAAUGAAGAAGCAUUGUACCGAUUGCGAGGAAAGCAAAAUUAGUCGAGAAGACCUCAUAAGAUGCGUGAGAAUGAUUGCUGGUGAUAGGUUGCUUAUUGCAGCUCUAAGAAUGUUUGGAGGUCAGGUACAUCCUUCAAUGAAUGAAAAGAUAACUCCUGGCAUAAAAAACUGAGCCGUUAGUGCCUUCGAACUUUCGAACAAUGUUGCUGAACGUUCAUCGAUGGGACUCAAACCUUGAUCUCUCUCUAUAUGUUAUACAGAGGUCGUAUUUUGUAUAUCUUUAAACAGAAAGACAUUCUUUCCGUCAAAAUUGGAGAAUGAUAACGUAUAAUCUUUGGAAGUUACUGAUUUUUAAUCUAAUUUUGAUUUGGUAAAUAUCGAGAGUAGGGGAGGUCCCUUAUGUAAUCUAAUUUUGAUGAAUAGAGCCAUGGUCCCCACUCCUUGAUGACGGGAGUGGAUUUGAGCGAUGCAAUACGAUGGUUGAAUUUCGAUUUCCAGUC